CACCAACAUUAAGUGGUUCCACUUGUCUACCUGAGGCUGUCCUCCCAUUUUAUGGAGACCUUGCAAAGUCGCCUGACGACUGGGGAGCAGUCCGGAGGUCAAGAACAUUGUCAACCUGAGUCUCCUCACCUUGACCUGCAGCCUAAGUCUCCCUCCCAGCCCAAACAGCAGACAAGCUCCCCAAAGCCCCAUGGCAUGCAACAGCAACCCAAACAGUCCAGAAGACAGCAUCCUGAACGCAAGCGUCUCAGGCAUCAGCGGCAAAGCACUAACUCAGAUACAGUGCCAGAACACAAAAAUGAAGCAACAACAGAAAGAAAAGGAACAACAGUUCCUUGUGAAAAACUAGCAGUUGACCCAACCCAAUCUAACGCAGAAAGCCAAGAAAGCACCCCAAAACAGAAACGAGAGCGUAAGCCUCAGAGACCAGGAAAAUAUGUCUGCACUUACUGUGGCCGGGCAUGUGCAAAACCUAGUGUCCUACAGAAACAUAUUCGCUCCCACACAGGAGAAAGACCCUAUCCCUGUGCCCCAUGUGGCUUCUCUUUUAAAACCAAGAGUAACCUGUACAAACACCGCAAAUCGCAUACCCACAGGGUGAAGGCAGGUCUGGCACUUGGGGAGCCAAGAAAUCUCGAGGAGCAAGUCACCGAGUCAGAAGAUGAAACCAGACAGCUAUCAUCCACUUCUUCCCUUACUGAAAGAAAAAGCAGUGUAACCUUGAUGAAGAGUCAUGAAACAGACAAGGCCAAAGAUUGUACUGCAGGUAGUGAUGACUCCAAUGCAGUAAAAAAGAGAUUAGCUCUCCGUCUAAGUAGAGGAAAAAACACUCCUCAAGAUUCGGAUGAGAAGAAUUCAUCUCUUAUUUUAAGCAGUAAAGGCAGUACAGAAUCAGGUUAUUUCUCUCGCUCUGAAAGUACUGAGCAGGCACAGGACAGUCCCCCCAACACAAGUGCCAAAAGCUAUGCAGAGAUCAUCCUUGGCAAAUAUGGACGUCUCGGACACCUACAGAGGAUGUCUCGUCCUCAUAACCAGCAGCCCUCAGAUCAGAAGGAAAAAAGCAUCCCAUUUAUAGUGCCCAAGAAGCAGGUCAUUGACCAUAUUACCAAACUCAUCACCAUCAAUGAGGCAGUGGUGGACACUAGUAAAAUUGAUAGUGUUAAACCAAGGAGAUUCUCGCUCUCUAGAAAAAAUAGUUCAGAGAACCAAAAGGCUUCAUCUAUUAAAGAACAACUUAUUCAUAGCCCUAAAGCUGGAGAUCCCUGCUAUAAAAGCAGUGGCUCCAUCACCAUGGGAGUCCCAUGUCAAAAAUUUCAUCUUCAGUCCUCGGACAAACCAACUGGCCAAACAUUCACUGCUCCUCUGGUGAGAAGUCACUCAAUGCCAUCUGCAGCUAGUUCAUGUGAUACCUCCAGUGGUGGCUACAGUAAAUUCUGCCAAAGUCAGUCCUUUGAUGAAAGGCAACCUUCUGAAAUACGGGCAGCCCGGCGUUAUGGGAUGCUAAGACGGCAGCCUGCUAUUGAAAUUCCACUUGGUGCUGAACUUACAAAAGAGGACAAUGAGGGUUCUCACUCAUUUUACCCUGACAGCAUAACCACUACCCCUGACCACAAGCCAAGUCAACCCCAGCCAUAUGAGUGCGAGGCCUGUGGCACUGGGUGCAAAGAUUGGGAAGGUUAUAAGAAACACAAGCAAAGCCUGUGCUUAGCACAUCAUCCCAGAAAUGAGGUGGUAAUUAGUCAAGUGGCGUUCUCACAGUUAAUUAACCAUGCAGUCAGAGUAGGAGCUUCAACUGUGCGCAAGAGGAGGAAAGAGGAGAGUUUGGAACUUGAUGACCCUUCCUCUCCUUCAUUACCCUCUCCUGCCCUCUUGUCAGGACAGUUUAAAGACGACAGCAGUGUAGCUUAUGAGGGCCCCAGAAGACCUACUUUGCAAACCUGUUCAGUAAUUCAACAUACUAGUUCAUUUGAAAAACAAGAAUCUUUGUGCAAUGAGAAUCAAGGCCCUGAGGUAACAAAAGACUCUCCACCUGAUGAAGAAUGUCAGCUGCCGCCUCAGAAACAACCCCCUCAACAGUCAACAAAACUGUCCACACGAAAGCUGGUCCGCCAACACAGUGUGCAAGUUCCAGAAAUACUGGUGACAGAGGAUUCCAAGAUGAGCACAGUUACCUCUGUAGAGCCUGCCCCCACAGCAAAACCUCAGGAGAAGCCUGAUGAAUUUCAGUGGCCACAGAGAAGCUCCUCGCUGGCCCAGCUCCCUAUAGAAAAACUUCCUCCAAAGAAAAAGCGCUUACGUCUUGCUGAGGUUGCCCAGUCCUCAGGAGAAUCCAGUUUUGACUCAAUAUCUCUUCCCCAUAGCCCUAGUCAGGAGAGUAGUGCAUCCUAUGCAUCUAGUCGUUCCACAUCCUUUGAGGAGUCAAAUAGACCAGACAUGGAGACAGCAGCAUCAUCACCACUGAGGAGAUCCAGAGCUUCUCACAUGCUCACAGUGCCUGGAGUGCAUCAGCAGAGAGAGAUGAGGCGUUCAGCAUCUGAGCAGGCACCUCAUGACCCCCAACCAAGUAUCCUAUUGGCUGAGACCCGCAGCAAGUCUUUUGACUAUAGCUGUCUGUCCCCUGAGCGCACUGCAGUUGGCUGGAGGGAAAGAAGAAAGUGUCUCCUAAUGAGACACACUGCUAUCAGAGAUCCAGAUGAGGAGGAAGAGGACCAGUGCAAUAUACCAAGCCGUAGUCCUAAAUGUGUCACAAGUAGCACAUCUGCUCAAGCAAACCCAACCUCUUUGUGCAGCAGUAGGCCGCCUACUUCUCCUGUAUCAGGUGACACACUCUCGCGUUAUCCAGUUCCUCAGUGGAAACUUGGUCAAAAUAUUCAGUUAACAGGCAGCACAGAACUCUUAUAUAGUCCCGGCCCUUCUGUAAAUACUUUAAAAGAGGGGACCUCACACAUCCAUACAGGACAGCCCCCUCCUCAAGCACCACAGCCCUAUCUCACACACGGACCAUCAGGGGCAGCCAGAGCUCGCUACCUCCCCAUGUCUACAGGGCUGAAGCUAGAGAUUCCCUCACAGCAUGACGAUUACUUAGACACUAGAGUAGGUCUCUCCUACAGUCAACAAUCUACUCCUCACAUCACUUCCAGCCUGGAAUUACUGAGGCCGGUGGCAUCUCCUUCAGUAGCAGUGCGUCUCCAAACAGACACCCUCUCCCAAGCAUGUGCCAUAUACACUACAUUGUCUCAGUCUACAGCUCUGAGGCCCCAGAAGACAGUUGAUGCAGUUUCACAUCAUGCAGGUAUUCCAGCAGCUGAGUACAGAAACCACAGGGACACAAGUCCAGAUUAUCAGUUGUGGUCUGAGGAUGGUCUAAGGUUAUCAGGCUCAGGGGGCAACAAGCGCAUGCUUUCUCCUUCAAACAGUAUGGAGCUCCCCCCUGAGUCACAGCAGCAGCAGAAACGGGUAAAAGAAGAAGAGGAAGCGAGGGAAAUGGCAUUUGUUGACAAGGCAUCAGUGGACCCAUGUGGUCGGGAACUUAAACAAGAAAAUCAACCAUGUCCACCAGGUGUUUGUUCUCCCAUCACACAAGCUGGACCGUCUUUCCCAAGUCUGUUGUCCAGCACCUGUCAUAGCUGGUGCUAUUUAAACUACAUCAAACCAAACCCUUCUACCCUUGAUGAGCAGAAGCCUUCUGUGUACUCAUCAUGGUCCACUAGCAGCUAUAAUCCCAACCCUCCUGGCCUCUCCAGCAAAACAGCUCUCUCUCUGCUGCACUGUAAGCAGAGGCUCAGUCCCUCUAUCUACACUAUAUCCACCAUGUCAGUCAGGACAAGUGAGCAAGAGCAAGAGGACAACAAAAGACCAUGCUCCACUGAGGUCUACAACAGCCAGUCAUACGGCAGAGACCAUGAGGGGACACGGAACGGGCAGCUGUCGGCAGGAGACAUCCAGUCAAACAGAGACGAGGUAAAUGUGGAACAGAAGAAAAAAGUGGAGGAAGUCCAGUCAUGCUCCAGAAAUAAAGAACCUCCUGAAGUUUGGAUCUCUGAGGAGGGAUCAAAUGAGAAGUAUGCUCCUAUGCGUGGUGGAGUCGGUGGAAAGUGCCAAUGUGAGGAUUGCGGGUUCCCCCUUAAGAAUGCUAGUGUUCUGCAGAAGUGCACAAAGUCCUAUCGCUGUAACUGCAGUGAGUGUCACACUGCCUUCAAAGCCAAAGGGAACCUCACCGAACACCUGAGAUCUAAGCCUUGUGGAAAAGAAACCUGUUGUUAUACAGAUGACAAAGUUAAAGGAGACUGUGAAAACCGUCCACUUCACCCAGAGAAACAAAAAGAUCCCUCUGAUCUGGGUAAAGGUGGACAUGAUGAAGAUAACAAUGCAAAGGACAAAGAUGGUAGACUUGAAGACAACUGGCUCAAGGCUUCUGAAAGCCAAUCGAUAGAGCCUGAACCAAGCCCAUCAAUCCUACUCCCCCCCAAGGAUUCUGCCCAGAGGAGCUCGGCCAGGGCCAGGAGGGGCCUUUUCGCGCGCAGAUGCCUUGAUUCUUCAGUAUCUGUGUCCUCCAGAGGCUCCUGCUCCCCUAGCACUCCAUCCCUUACUUCUCGAAGGGAGCCAUCUCCACCUCGUAGCCCAUCGCCCAUGCCUUAUCCCUCCUCCUCCCUCUCACCAUCCAGUUGUCUUGUCUCCACCUCCCCGCUGAGUCCAGUCUCCCCCGUUAGAGGUCUUUCACCUUUUAUGGUCCAGCCCCAUAGAAAGUACUACUGUGGGCCCCUGGGCUCCCUCGCCAACAUCUCUAUUCAGCAUCAAACCAGUCUUCAUCCAUGGGACCGACCGUCUACAGCAAGACUGUCGGUGGAUGAGGUUGGUCUGACCCACAUCGCCCCGCAUCCCCCAAGGCUUCAAGGAGCCUACAACCUCCUGAGUCACCUCCCUCUGCACUCUCAGCAGCCGAGCCGGGCCCCGAGCCUCCUUAUUCCCAUUGGGGGGAUACACAUGAUUCAGCCCAGGUCCCCCCUCCCUCAUUACAGACUGGUGUGCAGCCCUACAGCAACCACAGCUAAUCCCACCGGUACAGAGUCCUCCUGGAGACAGAGUGGCGCCGUGAAGGGGAGUUUUUCUCUGCUGCAGCGGCAGGAUACCCUCCAAAAGACAUCUCCCGACAGCAGAGCCAGCCCGGCAGACCCUCUGGAGUCGGGGGAAAUGCCCAGGAGCAGCCAUUUGGACUCCCUGUCACACAGGAAGAGUCGAGGAUCCUUCCAACAACUGCCAAGUCCAAGUACGGAGGUGAGGCCUGCGGAGGUGAACACCAACGCACAUGUUACAGAGAGGUGUGUUUACCCGGAGACCACCCAAGGCCAAAAAAAAACUCCUUCCUCCAAGACACAGGUGUGAUUGGGGGGAGAGUCUGAAGGGACAGUGCAAAAGACUGAAAACCAGAGAGUGGUUUAGACUCCAAGGAGAAAAGGCAAGAGCACUUGAGCACCGCUUUUGAAUGACGCUGUUAUGUAAUUAUAUGAAUAAUAUAUAUAGACACCAUGUUAGAUAUGCAGUAUGUUUUGUAAAUCUUUUUUUACCCUCUUGUUUGAUGUCAUUGGUGUUAAUUUAUUUAUGUGCUAUUAUGCAAAUUCUGUACUAUAUGCAAAAAGCAGCUGGAAUGAAAAUAGACAGUUUUAAUCAAUUACCCUAUUUACCCCUUUGACAGCUCUAAUAUACUAUUGCUGUGUUAAUGUACUGUAUUAUCAAAAUGGAUAUAGAAAGGUACUACAACUAUUUAUUCAUCCUGACCAGUAUUUUGAAGUGCAAUUUUACGUCAAGAUUGUGGUUUUAAAAUGUCAUUCUUAAAGGCUGUGAUUAUUAUUAUUAUUAUUUGUCAGUUUCUUUGUCGUUCUUGUUGUCGUCUUUGUUUGUGUUUAAUGAGGCAGGGUUUACGAUCACCUUCUUUUUCUAAAAGAAGUUUGGGAUCAGGACGUUUGGAGUGCACUGACAAAACAAUAUCCAGAGGAAACCUGUUUCAUUAACAUAGUAGCUACGGUAUAGUUUGGUUUUUCUUUUCAUGACCAGAUACAUGUAUUUUUGUGUUGUUGCUUUUAUAAAUGAUACAAUCACUGUCAUUCUCACGUUUACCAUUAAACUUCUCAU
Molecule: messenger RNA, 6129 nt
Organism: Platichthys flesus (European flounder)
Lineage: Eukaryota; Metazoa; Chordata; Actinopteri; Pleuronectiformes; Pleuronectidae
Gene: hivep3a
Product: HIVEP zinc finger 3a
Exons: 6
Coding region: 52-5382 (1776 amino acids)
Biological process (GO): regulation of transcription by RNA polymerase II
Cellular component (GO): nucleus
Molecular function (GO): RNA polymerase II cis-regulatory region sequence-specific DNA binding; DNA-binding transcription factor activity, RNA polymerase II-specific
Source: RefSeq, a predicted model, not a curated record